Molecule: messenger RNA, 1589 nt
Organism: Vollenhovia emeryi
Lineage: Eukaryota; Metazoa; Arthropoda; Insecta; Hymenoptera; Formicidae
Exons: 6
Coding region: 21-1496 (491 amino acids)
Source: RefSeq, a predicted model, not a curated record
UCCAGAGAGUGGCACCACCCAUGCAGCUGCAGUUGACAGCGUCUUCCUCCUCGUCACCUCUGUCAAUCUACACGCCGCUGCAACCGAUUCACGAUGCUGCGAUCGUCCAUCGUCCCUUGCAGAUGUACGAGAAAUUUUUGCCUUGUACGCAGCCGAAUUCGACGACACCUAUACCCGUGUACCAACGACCGAUGGAAUUGUACCAGGAGCCGAUGCUAAAGCGAAAGAGUCAAGGGGUCGACUUCAACAAUCUCAUAUUACUGACGAAGAACAGCAUCAAGACGCGACGCGGCUACUCCAAGCCCGCUGUUCAGCAGCCUUUUCUUCUGGAUUCCAGGCAGAGCCUGAAAACUUCCAGUCACAACGUGCAGGUACAGUGGUUCGACAGGGAUCACUGUGCGAAGAGAGCGAAGGAGGUCGUGACCGUAAACACACUCGUGUCCGAGCUGCGCAGCUUCGAGGAGAAGUACGAAUAUUGCAGAGAAGCCGGCACCAGCUGGAAAACAGCUGCCGAAUCAACGCAGGGCCAGCAAAGGUCGUCCGAAACUUCAUUCCGGUUGAAGGACAGAAUCUUUGGGAACGAGAGCUCGAGACGCAGAUCGAAGGACAAAUUCUUUGAGAACGAGAACUCAAGGUACAGGGCUUCGGAGGCCAAAGAGGAGAAGAGGACGAAGCGGCCGCUUUAUAGAGAUGUUCUGGCGAAUACCUCGAAUGAAGCGGCCCUAGAUAACGUCUUCGAGAAGAGAUACGACGAGCUCGAACAGCAAGCGAUGGAACAGUACAGUAACUCGGAGGAAUCGCUAGCGCUCAAAUAUCAGGAAUUGGAACGUCAAGCGAUGGAACAAUACAGAAAUAGCAACGCGGGAGAAGAGAAGCGCUCGACGGAUCAAGAUUGUCUCGAUGGGCAAAAAUGCUCGAGAUACGGACACUGUAGUCCCGUGAAGGGACAUCCGGAGAAGAAGGGUAAACAUAGCGUUUCCCAAAUUAUAAUAUGUCGGAUGACGUUUAAUAUUCUCCGAUUAAAAAUAACGAUUUUAAAUAACAAUCUGUUAGACUCCUGUUUUCCACAAAUCACUCUGUUGAAGCCGAAGGGUAAAUCCUUACCGAACGUCUGUCACGGAUUAUCGUGCAAUGGCAGUAAUCGUCAAGCAGCCAUCGUUUCGAGAAGUUUAUCUGCAUUGCCGGACGGAUCGUCGAAGGAAUCGAAAAACAUAUGUAGGGGUGCAUCAGGAGAUAAAAUCGAUACGAAUGUUUCAGUUCGAGCAUCGUUGAAGCGGCGUCUGAUACUGAUGUCACCCUUCGAGCGCAAAUCAGAGGCCAGACGAAUAAUGAAAGCGACGGAACUGCGUGGUAUUUGCUCGUUCUCUCAAACAAAAAGGAUGCUCGACUAUUGCCGGACCUCCGAAAUCGCCCAGAACGGUAGCGGUGACGAAAAUAUUACUAUCAUGCAAUCGCCGGGCACUAAAGUUUGGCUGUCCGGAUUCUGGACCACUUAAGGGAAAUUCAACGAAUUUUCUUGAGAAAAAUUAAGCUACCAAGACUCUUUCGCGAAGACAAUGUCGGUGAGUUGAACCAAAGAAAUUCUUCAG